Messenger RNA from Metopolophium dirhodum (rose-grain aphid), 708 nucleotides. RefSeq lists its product as uncharacterized. NCBI's taxonomy places the organism in Eukaryota, Metazoa, Arthropoda, Insecta, Hemiptera, Aphididae. The record is from RefSeq and is a predicted model, not a curated record. The coding region runs from base 1 to 708 and encodes 235 amino acids. The transcript has a single exon.
AUGCCAGAGGAACAUCCAAUCAAAUUGCCAUUGGCCGCAGUCAAUCAUUUGGAUAAAAUAUUACAGCAUUACUCAAGUUGGAAAAGACUUGUUAGGGCAAUUGCUCGGCUGAACAAAUUCGUCAAAUUUCGAAGGGCAAAAGGAAGAGGGGCCAACGUGACUCAAUAUUUUAUGGUAUCUGAACUAAGAUCGGCAGAGAAAAUAUUAAUUAAACGAGCACAAGCUAACGAGUUUUCAUUGGAACUCCUCACAAUGCGUAAACAAAGGGAGAUUCCUAAAUGUAUCAAACUUAAGGGAUUACGUCCAUUACUGCAAAAGGAUGGUCUAAUAGUGGUAGGAGGAAGACUUGAAAAUGCAGACCUUGAUGAGAACCAGAUACACCCAAAUGUUUUACCAGCAAAACAUAAGAUAACAAGAUUAAUUUUUGAGGACUAUCAUCAAGCACUCCUUCACUGUGGACCGCAAAUACUACUAGCCGUAGUUAGACAAUGUUACUGGCCCUUGAGAGGUAGGAUAAUGGCUCGUUCUACAGUUACACGCUGUAUCAAUUGCGUUUGUGCGAAACCAAGAUUUGAAACCCCACUUAUGGCUCCUUUACCAAAACAAAGAGUACAAAUGUCUCGUCCAUUUACAACAACUGGCGUACAUUUUGCAGGGCCAUUACAAAUUCAAAGUGGUAUACGUCGUAUAACAACAAAAAAGGCAUAG